AUGGCCAUGUCUUGUCCUCAUACGCAUGUACCAGUUUCUGAUGACGUCAUCAAACUGGUUCCGAAGAGAUUACCCUCCGAUCAUCAAUUGGCUGGUCGUCCCGAGAUGAAAGGAAUUGCAAUGCAAUUAAUUUGCUCUUUACCAGAUUGUUUGUCUAAUCCUUGUCUGCAAGGAGAGUCCUGUGUGGAAACAUAUGAUGGAUAUGAAUGUCACGUAUGUCCGCCUAGUACUACUGGAAAUGCAUGCAAAGACGAGCUUCCGAAAGACUGCUCUGACCAUUACGAUGCAGGUGAAAAGACGAGUGGAGUAUACACGAUUUGCUUGGGUUCUGGCAUAGAAGAUGAAGAACGUAUUGAUGUUUAUUGCAGCUUUGAUGUAGAUGGUGGGUGGACGGUUAUUCAACGUCGGCAGGACGGAAGUGUGGAUUUCUAUCAAGAUUGGGCUUCUUACAAGAAUGGCUUUGGUGAUUUAGAGAACGAGUUCUGGCUGGGUAAUGAUGUCAUACAUCGCAUCACUUACCAGGCAACAUACAGACUUCGAAUAAAGAUGAUGGAUUUGCAAGGGAAUCAAUGGGAUGCUAAAUAUGAUGGUUUUCGUGUUGCCAAUGAGGGUGAUCGGUAUCGCCUCGGAGGUCUCACUUUUGUUGGAGGAUCUGCAGGUGAUGCAUUGUUCUAUCAUAUCAACUCAGCAUUCUACACCUAUGAUCGUGAUACUGAAAACGACGUAUAA
Molecule: messenger RNA, 729 nt
Organism: Lytechinus pictus (painted urchin)
Lineage: Eukaryota; Metazoa; Echinodermata; Echinoidea; Temnopleuroida; Toxopneustidae
Product: ficolin-1-like
Exons: 5
Coding region: 1-729 (242 amino acids)
Source: RefSeq, a predicted model, not a curated record